Durusdinium trenchii is the source of this 1980-nucleotide messenger RNA. The record is from the annotation of a GenBank genome assembly. NCBI's taxonomy places the organism in Eukaryota, Dinophyceae, Suessiales, Symbiodiniaceae.
AUGUCAGUGCCAAUUCUGGGCUCUGUGUCAGUCUUGUGGGCCCUGAUCCGAGGAAAGUCCCUCCUCCAGGUCUUGAGUGAUCAACGUAAAAAGUUUGGGUCUCUAUUCCUCUUGAAGUUCGGCCCAUCCAAGCAAGUCUGGGUGAGUCCGGAGAUGCUUCCGCAAGUCUAUGAGCUUCCGCAAUGCGCCGGGCGACCAGCCACCUUCAAAGAUCCCUUUGGUGACUUCCUUUUCUUGGUGCGUGAUCCCAAGGAUGCUAAGCCUCUCCGAGAGAAGCAGAAAGAAUGGCUGGAAAAAAACUUGGAUGUCGUCAAGAUCCAGCAAGCUGCGAAGUCAGCGUUGGCAGAGCACGUUUGGCCGACCCUGGAUGAGAGCACUCUUCAGUCCUUUCCGGAAGAUCAAGUUCGGGUAGCUACAUACUCUGCGGUGUCGACUGCCCUUCUGGGGAAGGCUGAACUUUCUGAAGGGGAGCUGGCGCGCUUGAUGACGGCAACGCGGGAGUACAGCCAGAUGCGAGUGAAGGGGAAGUUCGGCAAAGGUGAACAAGGAUUGCCGCCUGGGGCAGCAGAGAUCCGUGAGAUCGUAGAGGCAGCUAUUGCUCGGUCUGGGCAGAAAGAUGUGGUGCUGCCGCUGAUGGUCGCGGCUUCGGUGGGUGGAGCAGAGAUUUUCCCCACCUUGCUGCAUUGGAUCCUUCUAGUCUUGGCCUACAAGCCGGCUCAGCAGGAAGCAGUUGCAGCAGCUGCCAAGAGUGGAGAUACAACUGCACUGCUACGUGAGACGUACCGAGCGCUGCGAAGCAAAGCCUACUCCGUGGCACUGGGGCCGCCCCGCAAGGUCUUGGCAGACGUUGUGGUAGAUGACAUGUUGAUCCCAGAAGGCGCUCUGCUGUUUGCUAUGCAUCCAGCCAUUGUGGACAGUGCGCUUGGGAAGACAUCAUCUGAGGAGGAAGAUUUCUCAAAGUAUGCCUUCGGCCUUGGUCCACGCAGCUGCCUGGGGAAGCCAUUGGCUGAAGCGAUUCUUCCAGCCAUUGUUGGUUCUAUUCUCGAGCGGUACAAACUACAGCCUGACAACUCUUCAAGCUUGGAAGACGUCGAAGGUCCCUUCGCAGUAAGCUUCGGAGGUCCUGAAGACAGUGAGCAAUUAGCCGUCGAGCUUUGGGACCGCAUUCAGGAAGGGGACGAGCUCUUGGAGGAGGUGACUAUUGAUUUCAAAGAUGAAGCGAUCUUUGGCCGGAAGACGUGGGUCAUGUCCCAAGGUGGCUCGGUGUCGUUCACGUGGAGCUUAAGCCGCAAGGGCCAGUCCUCCAACGACCAACUUCACAUCAAUCAGAUCUCCUCCGAUUCGGAGGGUGAGAGCUGGUAUUUGCUGCUUACUGGAGAGUCGCUUGCAGUGCAACAAAGGUGGCCAUGGGAGCUUUUGCGGGUGCAACCACGGCAGAUGUCAUUCGACGAACAAGGCUAUUUGGUGGAGGCUUGGAAAGCUGAUCCUGCAGGAGAUGUCCUACUGGGUGAAGCAAUCCUUCAAUUGGCACCCAAAGAGAACGCCGCCACUGUGGAGCUGUCAAAUGGUGUCAGAAUAGACUUUUCCUACAGAGUGUCCACAGGAGGACAGGAUCCGCUACGAGUCGUUGUUCGAAAGGAAAUCCGCUUGAUGCCGGAAGCAGAGCAACUGCGCUUCCUAGCAGCUCUGCAAAAGCUCAUGGAAAAUAAGGAGGAAAGCCAAAGCUCCGAGUACUUCCGCCUUGCUGCGUACCACGGCUGGCCUGAAGACUACUGUGCUCAUGGCCAGGAGACCUUUCCGGGAUGGCACCGAGCAUAUCUCUAUGAAUUUGAGCAAGCUAUCAUCAAGGCGGAUCAGGAUUUGGGUCACGAUGGUAACAUCGGAGUUCCUUACUGGGACUGGACAAGACUUGAGCUGAAUGGCCAGGUCCUGCCGCUUGUUGCACCUGAUAGCAAUGACCUCCAACCUAAUAGCUUCUAG